AUGGUCGUCAAGCGAAGGGGGCGACGCGGUGACGCAUAUUCCGAGUCCUCUGAGGAUCAUUUCAGAGGGGCUUCUCCUGCCAAUUCGAGUAUCUCGUUCCGUAACAAUGAGCCAAAACGCCUGACUUUCGGACGGGUCCUCACAAAGGUUCUACUUGCGAUGACAAUGGUAGCGAUUGGCUGGGUUGGUCAUGGUACAUUCAGGUCUACGCAGUCUGUGCAAACGAACUCUCCCACUCAAGGGGUAGCAGAUCCCCCGUGGUGGCUUGAACAGGAUGAAGAUGAUUUCUUUUCCAGGACCUACAUAGAGGGAUUGUCGGCUGUCCGCAAUUUGAGUGUCAAGGAUUUCUUCACGGGCAUGUGUGGGCGUUACCGCUUUGAUGAGGAUAAUAUGCCAAAUGCUUCUAUCGUUGCGACGGUCCAGAAUGAGCAGGAUGGAAUGCUGACACUCACGAUCCAUUCAAUUCUCGCUCGGACACCUCCUUCCUUGUUGAAGGAAAUAAUUAUCGUUGAUGACAACGGGCUUGGGGAGGUACGAGGCCCUGUCAAUGAAACAGAAUUAGAAGAACUGAAAAAGCUGGAUCCUAGAAUCACCAUAUUAACCAAUGAACGACGCGAAGGUGUUGCGAGAUGUAGGAUGAGAGGAGCCCGAGCCGCAACGGGAGAUGUUCUUGUGUUCAUUGACAGCCAUAUUGAGAUGCUCAGUGCCACAUGGCUGCAACACCUUCUGGUACCGAUCACAGAGAACCCGAGGACAUUAGCAGCUCAGACCUUGGACAUCAUUAACGAUAUGGACUGGACGUACGGGACUGGCAGCGGGGAUUUGCUUUACGGGGUGAUCACGGACAAGUUUUGGUUUGGAUACCAGCGUUCAAGAUUUGGAGGACCUGACGACAACGGUGAUGAGAGGGAAGCCCCUGGACGAAGGCUUCCUUAUGAAACCCCUUUUGCGGCGGGGAGCCUUUUCGCAAUACGUAGAGAUGAGUUCUUCCGGUUAGGCGGCUAUGACGAGGGAAUGUACGUGUGGGGCGGAGAAAACACCGAUUUCGCAAUCAAAGUUUGGGCAUGUGGCGGCCGGUUGGUAAUGGUACCGUGUUCCAGGGUUGGGCACAUGUACCGUAUUCACUUGGACGAGGUAGGCAGGUGGCCACCUGUAAUACCGGAAUCCUUAACCGAUCGCUUAGAUCUGGCAAGGGACGCCCCGUACGAAGUUGACGGACAUCCAGCAGACAACUUCACAAAAAUUAUCACACGGAACAACAUCCGGGUUCUGGAGAGAUGGGCGAAAAACUCAAAUGCGCGAACUGGUUUCUACAAGCUAAUGUUUGGAGCUGAAAAUUUGCCAGAAGAAUGGCAAGCGUUUGCGGAUCAGAUGGGAGAUGAUCCGUAUGCACAACAACAAGAACAAUAUUUACAGAAAAACGGUUGCAAAGACUUCAAUUGGUUUGACAAACACGUUUACUUCAAACUCACGGGGGUGCAUCACCCCUGGCAUCCAGAGAGCCCUGGGCGGACCUGGGUCUAAACAACACUGCGACAUGGUCAUGCAGGUGUUUUGAUCCCGCUUCUAAUUUUUGGGUUUCUGAUAAAUUUUGGCAGGAUUUAUCGGCCUUCGGUCGUGUUUCCGGGUGGAGUGAAACGAUUAGGACCCAAUGUGCUAUUGUACGUACGACAAUGCCAUCAUCGUAGAAAGUCCAGUAUUGCAAGAAGUACUCCCAACUUUUGCUGUGUAUUGCACCGCCUCGGAAAAAAAGGGAAUCAUUGAAGUCUCUCGCAGCGAAACAUCUCACCUCUGCAUUAAGGACACAUUUGUAUACAGUAUUCCAACAUUUGGCCCAUAUUGAGCGUGUCGUAAGAAGAAUGGCAAGAAUAAUAAAGGAUAGCAGCA
This is a messenger RNA of Chondrus crispus (carragheen), 1887 nucleotides long. Its product is annotated as Glycosyltransferase, family GT27. NCBI's taxonomy places the organism in Eukaryota, Rhodophyta, Florideophyceae, Gigartinales, Gigartinaceae. The transcript has 2 exons. Bases 1 to 1524 code for a protein of 507 amino acids. Gene Ontology annotation, cellular component: Golgi apparatus. The record is from RefSeq and is a predicted model, not a curated record.